Sphenostylis stenocarpa is the source of this 1773-nucleotide messenger RNA. Lineage: Eukaryota; Viridiplantae; Streptophyta; Magnoliopsida; Fabales; Fabaceae. The record is from the annotation of a GenBank genome assembly.
AUGCUCUCUGCUACACUAUCAAUGUCUCUUACCUCCCUCAUGUCUGCAAAGGCCUCGCUAGCCUUCUCCCGCCACACUUUUCCUUCCGGUAGUAGUCUUUCUCCAGUGACAUUCACCAGCCUUCCACCCUCACGCGCUCCUCUCAAGCUGAGGUGCUCUUCACUCCCAAGCUCUUCCCAUGUCGAGGAAGGAGCAAAGUUUGUGGAGGCAUCAAAGAACGGGAACUUGAUUCCUCUCUGUCAGUGCAUAUUCUCUGACCAACUUACUCCUGUCCUUGCUUACCGAAUUUUAGUUAAGGAAAACGAUCGGCAGACUCCAAGCUUUCUUUUUGAGUCUGCAGAGCCUAGUUACCAUGCUUCAAGUGUUGGGCGCUAUAGUGUUGUAGGAGCGAAUCCAGCUAUGGAAGUUGUGGCCAAAGAAAACAAGGUUACAAUAAUUGACCAUGAAUUUGGGAAGUUAACUGAGAAAAUUGUUGAUGAUCCAAUAAUGGUUCCUAAAAAAAUCGCAGAGGGUUGGAAACCAUAUCUCAUAGAUAACCUUCCUGAUGCAUUCUGUGGUGGUUGGGCAGGUUAUUUCUCAUAUGACACAGUUCGUUAUGUAGAAAAGAAAAAACUACCAUUUUCAAAAGCUCCAGAGGAUGAUAGGGACCUUGCUGACAUACAUCUGGGUUUGUAUGAGUGUGUGAUUGUGUUUGAUCAUGUGGAAAAGAAAGCAUAUGUGAUUCUUUGGGUGAGGAUUGAUCAGUACUCCUCCGCUGAGAGUGCUUACAAGGAUGGAAAGGAACGAUUAGAAAAAUUGGUAGCCAAAUUACAGUAUGGUCAACCUCCGAUUUUGGCUCCAGGCUCGGUGGAUUUACAUACUCACCAUUUUGGUCCACCAUUAAAGAGGUCAACCAUGACAAGAGAAGCAUACAAGGAGGCAGUCCUUAAGGCAAAAGAACAUAUUAAAGCAGGGGAUAUUUUCCAGAUUGUGUUAAGUCAAAGAUUUGAACGAAGAACAUUUGCUGAUCCAUUUGAAAUUUAUAGAGCACUGAGAGUUGUGAACCCAAGUCCAUAUAUGGCCUAUUUGCAGGCCAGGGGAUGUAUUUUGGUUGCUUCAAGUCCGGAGAUUCUUACACGUAUAAAGAAGAAUAACAUAGUGAACCGUCCAUUGGCUGGGACAGCUAGAAGGGGAGGAACACCUGAUGAAGAUGCAAGGUUAGAAACCUUACUACUGAAUGAUGAAAAGCAGUGCGCAGAGCAUGUCAUGUUGGUUGAUUUGGGACGCAAUGAUGUUGGAAAGGUUGCCAAAAGUGGUUCUGUGAAAGUGGAACAACUUAUGAAUAUUGAAAGAUAUUCCCAUGUAAUGCACAUAAGCUCAACAGUAACGGGUGAGUUGCAAGAUCAUUUGACUAGUUGGGAUGCCCUGCGUUCUGCAUUGCCUGUUGGAACUGUGAGCGGAGCACCGAAGGUGAAGGCAAUGGAGUUGAUUGAUGAGUUGGAAGUGACGAGGCGGGGGCCAUACAGCGGAGGCUUUGGAUACAUCUGUUUCUCCGGGGAGAUGGACGUUGCUCUUGCUCUGAGGACAAUGGUGUUUCCGACGGGAACUAGGUAUGACACAAUGUACUCAUACAAAGAUCUGAACCAACGCCGCGAGUGGAUUGCUUACCUUCAAGCUGGUGCUGGUAUAGUUGCUGAUAGUGUCCCAGAUGAUGAGCACCAAGAGUGUCAAAACAAAGCUGCUGGUCUUGCUCGUGCCAUUGACUUGGCCGAGUCCUCAUUUGUUGAUAAAUGA